ACUGUAUAAAAGUGGUUGAAAAACUUUUUUAAAAAGUGUUGAAUAUCUAUUCUAAGAAGUGAACUGCUCUUGCAGCAGACAUCUGUGCUACACCUGGAGGAGGAUGCAGUUGGUUGUCCUGGUGGUGGUGCUAGCCCUGGGGAAGGGAUGCUUCAGCUGCAACCUGAAAAACGUUAGCAUCCUCAUGAAGAGAUGUGAUCAGGAGGUGUGCAUCCACACCACAAUCUGUGAAGGGCUGUGCUACUUCCAGGACCCUGUCUUUGAAAACCCUGAAGUGGCGCCUGUGCAAACGAUCUGCAAAGGAGACUGGUCCUACGAGGUGCAAGAUAGACAUAGAAGGGGGUGUCCGGGAAGCAUCACUUACCCUGUGGCUACAAACUGCGACUGUUCCAGAUGUAACACAGAACACAGAGCCGCUUUUAUGGACAUACCCAACUGUUAA
Poeciliopsis prolifica (blackstripe livebearer) is the source of this 442-nucleotide messenger RNA. RefSeq names its product gonadotropin subunit beta-1-like. Lineage: Eukaryota; Metazoa; Chordata; Actinopteri; Cyprinodontiformes; Poeciliidae. Gene Ontology annotation, cellular component: extracellular region. The record is from RefSeq and is a predicted model, not a curated record. Gene Ontology annotation, molecular function: hormone activity.